AGAGUGUAUCUGGCAUGUCCCCUGUACCUGAGCCAAUGCAGAGCAGAAAGGGAGAACCGGGGGGUAAUGAUGAGGAAGAGCUAAAUCCUCCCUCAGGCUUGGCACUAGGACAGGCAGUGUCAUCAAGUGAUGAUGAACAUGAUGCAAAUGACACAGAGAAUGAAACCCACAACGGAUAUAUUCCCUUACCUCAAUAUAAUGAUGUGGAUGAGGAGGAGAAUGAAGGUGAAAUUGAUUACUCUUCUCUCUCUGGUCUAAUGUCUGCUUUGGCCACACAUGGACCUAAUGUUGUGGAUGAUGCUGAGGAAGAGGAGAGCAGUGAUGUGAAACAUGAAGAAGUAGAAGGUGCAGUAGGUAUUGCUUCCAACAUUUCCACAAGCACAUCAACGCUGGCAGAAGAGGCUGAACAGCAAAGAAAAAAUGAAAUAGCUUUGGAGCAAGCCACAGUAUGGAACUCCCCAGCCCCUGAGCGGCUGAGUUUGGAUGGAAAUAAAGUAGAGGAAAUUAAGUCAGUGAUGGCCUCCUUCAGUCUUCCACAGUCUGCAAUUCCUCCCUGGGCCAAGGACCUAUCAGAAGAAGACUGGAAAAAUCAGGUUGCCUGCCUUAUAUCUAACAAAAAAGCCCUAUAAUUUUUAGUGUUAUGAAUACUCUUAAUGUUGAUAUAUUUAGGCCUUUGAAUUGGUCUGGAACAUUGUGAUAUUAAAGUGUUAAUCAGUUGUAUUACUGUUAUGCAAAUGUGAUUACACACACACACACACACACACACACACA
Molecule: messenger RNA, 771 nt
Organism: Penaeus indicus
Lineage: Eukaryota; Metazoa; Arthropoda; Malacostraca; Decapoda; Penaeidae
Exons: 3
Coding region: 15-629 (204 amino acids)
Biological process (GO): spermatogenesis
Source: RefSeq, a predicted model, not a curated record